ACACAAACGUAACCCCCGCAGCGAGUUACUCCAAUUCGCGCCGACUGAUCGAGACCUGCCGAUCCGUUCGUCUCCUCUCCCGUGACCGCGCGCGGCUAUGAAGUUGUUCAUGUGCUUCGGCGGUGCGGCGGCGGCGGUCGUGAUCGGCGACGACGAAGCGGCCGCGCCCAGACACCGGGGCCUGCGCCGUGGCCGCCGGAGCCUGUCGUUCCGGGGGAAGCUGAAGUUCUUGCCCGGUACUCACAACAAGGGCGGAUGCAGCGAGAAGAAACCGUCGGCGGCGCCACCGCUGGGCCAGCCAACGAAGCGGGGGGCGGACGCAGACAACGACGACGGCGUCUACGGCGUGUCCAGGGCGUCGUCGGUGGCGUCCUCGGCGCUGCUGAGCUCCGCGUCGUCGUGGCCGCUGGACUCAUCGGACACUUCGUCGUCGUCGUCGUCGUUGUCGCGCUCCUCGUCCGCCUCGUCCUCGCCGUCGGUCUCGGGGAUGCUUUCUCCGCCGUCGGUAAAGCUGCGGCCGAAUAACAAGAGGCCCGCGUCGUCCCCGUCCCCGGCGGCGGGCGCCGCGGCCGUGGUGCUGUGCCUCCUCAUGGUGGUGCUUUUCGGCCGGGUCGGGGCCACGCUGCUCAUGUCCACGGCGCUCUACCUCUUCCCGCGACGGUGGCCCGCGACGACGCGUAAGGAGAGUACGGCCGCCGUCGACCCGCUGGACGGCUGGAGCGCGACGCCGGAGAAGAGGAAGGUGGUUAUGGAGCGGUGUGACGCGGUCCCUGGCCUGGAGUGGAACCGCAACAAGUGAAGCCAUGAUCCCGCCGUUUCGUUUUUGCCCCCUGCUAUUUUUUUUUAGGAAUCAGUGAUCCUUUUUUGUUUAGAUGGAAAGGAUUAGUUUUUGCAGUACUCGGCAGUUUUGUUUUGUCCAAGGGUUUUUUGCAAUUGUAUUCAAUGCCCAAUGUGACCAAACUUAUUAUACGACA
Molecule: messenger RNA, 974 nt
Organism: Zea mays
Lineage: Eukaryota; Viridiplantae; Streptophyta; Magnoliopsida; Poales; Poaceae
Source: RefSeq, marked validated